GAAAGUCACCAGGGAUUUUUAUUUGCACAUUCAUGUUGAUUAAAUGAAUACCCCGCUGAUGAGGAUUGUAUGCCAGGCUACUCCACUCUCUCGGUAUUCGACUCCUUGGGUCUUGUGACAAGAAACAAGGAAGUUCCGGGUGGGAUUACCUACCUUGCUCAACCUACCCAUCUUGUAAACUACCCAAACUGUGUUGAUUUUCGCCGGCCUCCGUUAGCAGUAUGCCUGACACAUUGUGCAAAAUGCGUGUAUCACAGAUACUAAGUGCUCCACGGAUCCAGGCUGUAGGCACCAGUGAAGCUAGUGAUCUGGAGGGGUUCAAGGCGCACGCUGUCUUCCAGGAAAUCAACAAAAAGCUACAAGAGGAUGGGGAGCAGUUUGUGAAGAAAAUCGGUGGCAUUUUUGCAUUCAAAGUCAAGGACGGACCGGAUGGUAAGGAGGCGACCUGGAUUGUGGACGUGAAAAAUGGCAAUGGCUGCGUUCACAAUGACACAGCCAAGAAAGCCGACUGCACCAUCGCCAUGUCCGACACUGACUUACUGGCCCUCAUGACGGGGAAAAUGAAUCCUCAGACUGCUUUCUUCCAAGGCAAGCUGAAGAUCACAGGCAACAUGGGGAUGGCCAUGAAGCUUCAGACCCUGCAGCUGCAGCCAGGCAAAGCCAAGCUGUGAGGUGGGGAAGGGCAGGGUGGCAGCCUUCAGCUCUCCAUCCCACACCGCACCCAACCCACAACCCUCCGCAGACUAGGCCGCAGAGAUUCGCCGUCCUGGACGAGACGAGAUUCUGACCGCAUUUGUACGAAUUUGGGAGUGACUGGAGCGAAAUCGGACACAACAAAGGAAGGACGAGUCCCCUUAUUUCUGCUCCUUUCACUUUUCUCCUGUUUUUUUUUCUUUUCUUUUUUUUCCCUAACAAGAUAACAACACUCUAGGUUGAGAGACACUCGAGGUGUGCACUAGGUCAUACUUUUUAAUAUUAAUGCAACUUGAUUUAGUAACGACUGAACAGUUUCGCUGUUAAAAGAACAGAAAAUAUAGAAGGGCAUGAUCAGAUUACCUUUGAUAGUGAAAAUGUCCUGUACAUUUGACUCUGGACUGGUUACAAGGAGCCCAAACAGUGUGUAUACUGUUGUAAACUGUUGUGAGCUACAAGUGCCUGCAGAGUGUGUGUAGUGUGUGUAGUAUGCCCAGACUCUAAUGAGUGUGUGUUGACAUGUUGUAAUCAUCUUGAAAUGAGAGAGCAAGCAUCCCCAGACACAGACCAAGGGCUCUACUUGAAGACUGCGUAGAGAGAAAUACAACCACUACCUAUUUAUUCUUUCUUUAAUAUCUUUUUCCCCAAUAGUACUGUAUCAUGAAGUGGUUUCUCUAAGCAGUUGUGAGUUGAGUAGUCAUUGUUAAUCUUGUAUUUCGGUUAUAGUCGUACGCACUCAUCAAAUAUGCCCUUGACUUUGACCACUUGUAAGAAUUUUCUUGAUAAUUGCCCAAUGGAUGUGAGAUUUUAUACUAAAUAAACCUGUAGGAUGAUUUAAUUGACA
Molecule: messenger RNA, 1537 nt
Organism: Clupea harengus (Atlantic herring)
Lineage: Eukaryota; Metazoa; Chordata; Actinopteri; Clupeiformes; Clupeidae
Gene: scp2b
Product: sterol carrier protein 2b
Cellular component (GO): cytosol
Source: RefSeq, a predicted model, not a curated record